AGCUCACCACCCGAGAGUCGCGAAGUUCAGGUCACCCUAUAAAUUUAAGGAAUCCCUCUGCUAUACUCACUCUCUCUUUAACCGCCAGCAAGAAAGCAAGCUUCUUUCCCAUUGGUUCCGCCAUGCAUCAUAUCUACGCCUUGCUGACCCUCUUGUUUACUCUGCAACAUGCAUAUAGUUUAGAAUGGGAAGCUCUCGGAUGCUACAAAGAUUCCUCGAAGCGUACCAUGCCUCAUUACUUCGGGACCGUUACCUACGAUAAAGAAAACCCAGACUUCAAGGACAUGUUCGAACAAUGUAAAGUGAAAGCAGUAAAGCUUGGAUACACCUACUUCGGCAUUCAGUACAUGAAAGAAUGCUGGGGUUCGGAAAACGCGCGAGAAACCUACAAUGACCAAGGAUGUAAUGAUAACUGUCAAAAAGGAGAUGGUAUGUAUGGUGGCGGUGGAUCUUGGUCGAACUACGUCUAUCGAGUUAAAGAAGAAUGGACAGAAUGUAUUCUCAAGGAAUGUGUGCAGUACAAGAUCCUUCUUGUUCCAGAGAUUGGUGCACAUUGCCCAGCUUACAAUAGGGAAGUCAAGACUGGUUCAGAAACCAGACCUUGUCCUAAUAAAGAUAAAUGUAUUGUGGAUGGUGGGUGGAGUGAAUACUCUGACUGGACGACCUGUUCCAAAUCUUGUGGUGGAGGAACCCAAGAACGCACCCGUACUUGCACUAACCCUGCACCUAAAAAUGGUGGGAAAGAUUGUGAAGGAGAAAGCAAAGAAACUAGGGCAUGUGGUGCUAAUCCUUGUCCAGUGGAUGGAGGAUGGAGUGCUUAUUCUUCCUGGUCGUCUUGUUCCAAAUCUUGUGGUGGUGGUACCCAGGAACGGACUCGCACCUGCACCAACCCGCCUCCUGCCCAUGGCGGCAAGAACUGCGAGGGAAGCAGCAAGGAAACCAAACAAUGUGGAUCUGCGGCAUGCCCAGUGGAUGGAGGAUGGAGUGCUUAUUCUUCCUGGUCAUCCUGUUCCAAAUCUUGUGGUGGUGGUACCCAGGAACGGACUCGCACCUGCACCAAUCCUCCUCCUGCUCAUGGUGGCAAGAACUGUGAGGGAAGCAGCAAGGAAACCCAACAGUGUGGAUCUGCAGCAUGCCCAGUGGAUGGAGGAUGGAGUGCUUAUUCUUCUUGGUCAUCUUGUUCCAAAUCUUGUGGUGGUGGUACCCAAGAACGGACUCGCACCUGUACCAACCCACCUCCGGCCCAUGGCGGCAAGAACUGCGAGGGAAGCAGCAAGGAAACCCAACAAUGUGAAUCCCAAGCGUGCCCAGUUAAUGGUGGAUGGAGUGCCUACUCAGCUUAUUCAAAAUGUACCAAAAGCUGUGGCGGUGGAACACAGACAAGAACGCGUACCUGUACCAACCCUCCUCCUUCACAUGGUGGAGCCAACUGUGUUGGUCCAUCCUCUGAAACGCAAGCUUGCAACUCACAGGCAUGUGGACCAGCACCUUGCAAAGUUGAUGACCUUGUCAAAUUUGUCAUUGAUGUUCUUCCCUCUGGUUCUGUUACUGUGAACAAUCAUUUUGUUGGGAGCAUGUGCCAAGUACUCGAUGGAUCUGUGGUUGCUGGAGGUAUUCCAUCAAACGUUGCCGUCAGAAAAGACGAGAUUAUAAAAAGGAUAAAGGAUGCCGUGAAGAACGAUGGCUUUGUCUAUGGACGGCUGAUGCUUGGGAUAUUGAUGGAGAAUGAAGAAGACUGCAAGGGAAAUGGAGAUAAGAUCAUCGGUGAAAUUAAAAACGAGCUCGGAGAAGACGAUUUCCGGAGAUUCCUGGCAGUCGAUGGAGACGUCUCGUUGGUCUUUGCAGUUGAUACAACUGGAAGCAUGAAGCAGGAAAUUUAUGCCGCCAAACAGAUUGUUAAAUCAAUCGCCGAAUACACGAGGAAAGGAAAAGUUGACUAUAUCCUUUCACCAUUCAAUGAUCCCACCACUGGUCCCGUCCAAAAGUUCAGCGAAGACCAACUGGCGCAAUUUGAGGCUGCCAUAAGCAGACUCAGUGCACAUGGAGGCAAUGAUUGUCCGGAACUGUCUUUCAAAGGAAUAAUUGAUGGUAUUGUCAAAGGAAACCCUUUGCCAAGCUCUCCCAUGUACGUUUUUACUGACGCACCUGGAAAGGCCGUUGGAGAAUUCAACAGAGACAACGCCAUCGGUUAUGCAUUAGAUUACAUGAUGCCAAUCAACUUCUUCUUCAGUACUCUUGGUUGCGCUGAUCCAAGCAAAAGCCCAGAUUACCAAGCAAUCAUUGAGGAUACUGGUGGGAUCGGCCUCUUCUUCAAAAAUCCUUCAGCAUUCACGGCUGCAACCCCAGUGGUGGAAUCCGAUUUGGACGGAACAUCGUUCGUGUAUGGAGGAUGCAUUGGAUGCAGUAGAAGAAGAAAGAGAGACUUAUUAGACAUGAUAAGGCGAGCAAACCAUGACAUCCCAUUUCCUGUCGACGGAACUGUCAAAAGGCUCAUCGUUUCUAUUUCAGCUGCAGCAAAUGUUGACAAAGUACAACUGAAAGAUCCUGCUGGGAGUUCAGCCCCUGCACCACUCGCUAUGCAAGGUGGGAAGCUUUGGACGGUAGAUGCCCCUGCCAAAGGAUCCUGGCAUUUGGUUGCAGAUUCUAGUGUUUCUAAACUCUUUUAUCAGGUCAAAGUAAGCGCUCUCAACAACAUUGAUUUUAAGUAUUCAUUCAUAAGAACACUUGAACCAUCAAAGAUGAAAGUCAGGAUCUCGAAUCCUCUCAAAGGUGAAAAAGCAACAGCAAAACUUUUCAUUCCUAAUUCAUCACUGCUGAAGAAGGAUUCCCUGAGUGUCAGCCUCAUUGAUAUGAACGGCGCUCACAUCAAGAACAUACAGCUUGUUGACGACACUGUGAACUUCGACUUGCCAUCCGUCAAGUCUUUCCACCUCCGUCUUUCUGGUAAGACAUCUGCAGGCGACAACUUUGAGAGGAUAUCACCACAGAUCACUGCCUACCCUGCUGUCAUACGAACACAGAUUAUGCAGGGCCUUCUGUCAAUCAGACGUGGAAGGACGUCAUAUUUUCGUGCAGCAAUAGACUUAAAAGGUGCCUCCAGGACCUUCUCUGUGACCGUCAAAUCCUCUACUUCAGGAGUGAAUGUAAACCUGAGGACCAACCGUCUCACCGUGACCGAAGCUCGCUCAGGAUAUGUAUCCGUUUCUCUGACUACUCAGGCCUCAGUUCCAAUAGGAACUGUCGUCACUAUCCACGUUGGAGCAGAAAGUUCAGAAAUCAAGCUUAACCUUGCAGCUAGAGUCAUGGUUGUCGUUUAAGUCUCCUCUCUCAGUGAAAAUGCUCAUGAUUAAUGUACCACAAAUGGGAACUAAUUAAGAAAAAGUAAUCAUUGUUAAGAAUACUCAGUGUAAACUUUAAGUACCUAAUUCACAAUACGAUCGAUCUUAUAAUCAUACCAUAAUAAUAUCUAAAAUUGAGUAAGUUUUUUGGUCAGCAAGCAACAAAAACAUAAAAUGCCUCUGCGGUCAACAGAGGCCCUGAAAUCUGAAAUCGUUGUAACUGAACAAUAUCCUCUAAUAUUGACUUCAGUUCUAUAUUAACGAAAUAGUGGGGUAAAAUAAAAACGAAACUGGACGCUA
Molecule: messenger RNA, 3638 nt
Organism: Actinia tenebrosa (Australian red waratah sea anemone)
Lineage: Eukaryota; Metazoa; Cnidaria; Anthozoa; Actiniaria; Actiniidae
Source: RefSeq, a predicted model, not a curated record